Molecule: messenger RNA, 790 nt
Organism: Lathyrus oleraceus (garden pea)
Lineage: Eukaryota; Viridiplantae; Streptophyta; Magnoliopsida; Fabales; Fabaceae
Exons: 2
Coding region: 53-583 (176 amino acids)
Molecular function (GO): enzyme inhibitor activity
Source: RefSeq, a predicted model, not a curated record
UUCAAACAAAGGAACAGGAACAAAACAAAACGAGAAAAGAAGAAAAAACAAGAUGAAUUCUUCAACAUUCUGUUCCGUGUUCCUUGGCUUGAUCCUAAUUUCUCAAUACCCUUUCGCUGCAAAUGCCAGAUCUCAUGGAUUAAAGGGAAGCCUAAUUACCAUCGUUUGCGGCGCAUCAUCCAACAUGGCAGAAUGCAACAAAAUCCUCGGAUCAAAUCCUCAUGCCGCAGAAGUGAAAAGCUACAGGGAACUUGCAAAGGUUGUUCUCGAAAUGGCAUUAGAGAAAGCAUCCGCGGGACAGAGUUUUCUGAAAGGAUUAGCAGCAGAAACCAAGUCUCCAGCACUCACACAGUGUGCUAAUUUUGAUUACGAUGGUGUUGUUAUGUCUUUUAAAAGCUCUCUUGGUGAGUUGAAGAAAGAUCCUCAAACUGCUAAUUAUGAUGCUAAGGUUGCUGGUGAUGGACCUGCUCAAUGUGACAGAGGAAUGGCGGCUGGACAUGUUGUUAAUCCUGAAGUUACCGCUCUUAAUAGUCUGAUUACUUUUUUUAGUGAAUUGGCAUUCCUUGUCACUAAUUAUCUUUAAUUGUGUUGUUUUGUUGAGAUUAUGAGAUAAUUGGGUUGGAUGAUGUUUAGGGUCUCCUUAAUUGGAUUCAAGGUAUGAAGGGAGAGUUAUUAUAGUAUUACGUGUUCAAUUAAUAUUGAAUAUUGAAUAUUGAAUAUUUCAUUGUUUUAAUUAUUCUUUCGUGGAAUUUUAACAAAUUUAUAUGUUAGUGAAAAGUUGCACUAAAAA